AUGAGUGACCGUGGAACGUCAUUCCAACCUUUGACAUACUACCCUUCUGAGACCCCUGCAAUCUUCUUACCUGAUGAGAUAGAUCUUUCGGAGACUAUUUUAUCAAACUACCGCGAUUCAUUUUCAAGUAGUAGUACGAGGUCAAAGAGACCGAGUAUAUUACCCAAACGCGACAGCUUACCACCUCCUCCGAGACAUAAAUCAGCUUCUUCGUCCAGGAGGACUUCCGCCCAAUCCAGUCCUGUCACCUACUCCCGCACUGAUGGAGAAGGUGGUAUUGACUUCACCAAAGACCCAUUUGAGAAUGCUUUUCAUAAGGCGGAAUGGGAUAUACAGGAUGGGAUGAGACCCACACACAAGGAUGUAGCACAUGAAGGUCCAUUUGAGAUAUUGCAGAAAGAUGAAUUGAAUCGGAUUAAGACUGUAUCCAUCUUAGAAGGGAGACUUAAACCCUCAGAUAGAGAUAUCAACAGGAAUAGUAAUGGAUUGAAAUUGGAACUUUGGGAUAAAAAUGAUCAAAAGUUUUUUGAUAAUAUGGAGGCAGGUGAAUGGAAUGUAAAAGAUCGAAAACCAGUGAAAACACCCAAAACACCUAAAAAGUUCAUUCAAGAUCAUUUCACCUUAAAGACUCCCAGAAUGCCGGUACCUUUCACAGCUAAAUCUUUACCUAUACCUGUACCUAUACCUCCACAUAUCAACUUGCCUACUCCAAUCAUGCCUAUCAUUCACUUGUUGUUGGUCAUUAGUCAUUUGGUUUUGAGUGCGCUGUUACCGUAUUUGCUAUUUAAGAAUUUCAUUCAGCCUUUAGUAUUGUGGAUCGUCACCACCGUCACGGUCGUCCUGCAAUGCGUUUAUCUACUUCCUGGAAUCUUCUUGGAGCUUAUUGGUAUACUGAGACGUCGUCCUGUUGACUCGGCCUGGCUUCAGUCGGGACUGCAUUUAAUAAUAAUGAUAUUAUCGCUCGCGCCGCAUGCAGCCGCCGUAUUCCUACUGAUCAUCGCCAAUCAAGUACCUGAAUGUCCCUCUGCAUUGAUAUACAAACCGCCUAACUUACCAAACUUUGAAUCACACUUACGUUGGUCAGCAUGCGAACAGUUACCAAAAGUCACUAUGAUCGCUAUGGUCAACCUUGUCGUUGUAACAUGCGAAAUCAUCACAACUAGCAUAGCUGUAGCUGUAGAUUACCGUAUACAGAGGAAGGAGGAGAAGCUUCGUUCGAUCGAUAUGAGUGAGGAUGAAAGAGCUAUAAAGAAAAGGAGGAGAAGAACAUGGUGGAAAGAGAAAGAUGAACCGAUGAAAGUCAGAAGGAGGAGAUGGACCACAGGAGUUGGGAGAUUGUUAUGGGAUAUCGAGGGGUGGGUACAUAGAAGGCAAGCUCAGAGGGAAGAGCAGAAAUCGGUGUAA
Molecule: messenger RNA, 1404 nt
Organism: Kwoniella botswanensis
Lineage: Eukaryota; Fungi; Basidiomycota; Tremellomycetes; Tremellales; Cryptococcaceae
Exons: 4
Coding region: 1-1404 (467 amino acids)
Source: RefSeq, a predicted model, not a curated record